AUGGCCUUUGGUGUUGAAGAGACCACCAGGGAAAAUAUGUGCUAAUCAGACUUUAAGUCCACUUUCAUUAGUGGCCCAAAGGUCAUCUUCAAACAAAGGAAGCAGUGAUGGGACACUUCGAUGUGAAAGGUCCACACCCCAUCUAUCUUAUUAUCAAGAUGGAGAAGUCCACUUCAUGACACUGACCUAUUCUCACCCUACUUUUCAUUGACUUACCCCCACACGCUCUCCCAAUCUUUCCAGUCUUAGUUUGCAUUCUAAACCCCUCCUGCCCCUCCCCUGACACAGCGCCUCUAUAAAAUUCAUUCCCAAGUUGCCAUCAAGGGGAUCGCACGGCUUUAUCCCACCAAAACAUUGCGCAACUAUAGAUGAUGAGGGAAGGGUAUUCUGAGUUUAAAGAGGGUCGUGUGUUUUACUCCUAGCCUACGACAAGUAGGGGGACUCUUAGAGUAGAAAACGCAUCCCCAGUCUUAGCUUUCGACUAGUUAGGCUUGCCGCACGUAAAAUGGUUAAAAGCGCCUUGGCAACGCUAUCAAUCCUCCUGUCGUGGGGUUACUGCGUGUUGGCUGCGCAGGUCGCCUUUGCCAACUUCUCCGUGGAUAACGAAGUGCGCUCCAGCUUCAUCCAGCGGCGGCUGCGGAGCCAAGAGCGCAGGGAGAUGCAGCGGGAGAUCCUCUCCAUCCUGGGGCUGCCGCAUCGUCCGCGGCCGCACGUCCACACCAAACACAACGCUGCCCCGAUGUACAUGCUGGACCUGUACAAUACCAUCUCUACAGACGCAGAGCCGCACGGGUACUCUUACUACAAGUCCGUUUUACCGACCCAAGUCUCCCCCAUGGUGACCCCACAGGACAGCCGCUUCCUAGAUGACGCAGACAUGGUGAUGAGUUUUGUCAAUAUUGUUGAUCAGGAUCAGGAUCUGUUGUACCAGCAGCACAGAAGAGAAUUCCGAUUUGACCUUUCCCGUAUUCCAAAGGGAGAAGCCGUCACAGCAGCAGAGUUUAGGAUAUAUAAAGAUUUCAUCCAGGAACGCUAUGAGAAUGAGACAUUUAGAGUCAGUGUAUACCAGGUCCUGCAGGAGUCUCCAAACAGUGAAGUGGAGCUCUUGCCGCUGUACCGACGAGAAGUGUGGGCUGCUGGGGAGGGCUGGCUGGUCUUUGACCUGACCGACAGCAGUAAUCUCUGGUUGGUCGACCCUGAGCAGAACCUUGGCCUGCACCUGGUCCUGGAAGACAGCCACGGCCAGAGGAGGAACCCUCGGCUGGCGGGGAUGGUGACAGGCGGUGGACCUCAGGACAAGCAGCCCUUCAUGGUUGCCUUUUUCAAAGCCAAUGAGGUGCGCUUCCGCAGCAUCCGCUCUGCCCACAAGGGGCGCCAGUCUAACCGCUCCAAACCCCAGAAGACUGUCCAAGAUGCACUAAAGGCAGUGGAGGCUGCAACAGAUAACCUUGGCAUCACCAAAGAGGGAUGUAAAAAGCAUGAGCUGUAUGUCAGUUUCAGAGAUUUGGGAUGGCAGGACUGGAUUAUAGCUCCAGAAGGCUAUGCAGCAUACUACUGCGAGGGAGAAUGUGCCUUCCCUCUCAACUCCUACAUGAAUGCCACCAAUCACGCCAUCGUACAAACUCUGGUGCACUUUAUCAACCCGGACACGGUGCCCAAGCCCUGCUGUGCCCCUACCCAGCUCCACGGCAUCUCAGUGCUCUACUUUGACGACAGCUCCAAUGUCAUCCUCAAGAAGUACCGCAACAUGGUGGUCAGAGCCUGUGGCUGCCACUGACCGCUCAAACCCCUCCUGUGAGUUCUGCAAUGAUGGAGGGACACUUGAGAAAGGCGGAAGUGAAGGAACCAAAGACAAGAGACGAUUGACUUGUUGAUCAUCAAGGAGCUUCUGCCACAGAACGAGCUUUGAUCUGGCGUACUGUUUUCAAGAGCAGCAACUGAGCCUCCCAUGCAGUAUUAACCACUACCAUAAACCAAGUAGAACCACUGAACAAAGGGGUUUCUUAAGCUUCCUUUGAGUUUGAGUACAUAAAGUGCACUGAAAGGACUCCAAACAAUAUUGAGAUACCUGACAUACUCAAAUAAAACAUUCAGUGCUAGAAACAGAAAGUAAAAAGUGACUACUGGUAUUUUCCCUAAUGUGCAAUACAUCUGCAUUUGAAUUCAGGCAUUGACCAUCAGGCCUCAGAAUAUAUAAAAUAUUGGCUGGGUUUAAAUCUGCAUUUGGUUAUUGAUUUCACAGCUCAACACAUCUUCCUGUUGAACCACUGCACCUGUUUUGGAACAGCUCCAUGAACUUAUAUCUGAUGAGAAGUUUUUUACUGGCGUUGAACUGGUUGUUUCAGCAGGCCAUUUCAAACUGGUCAGGAGUAAAAUAUCUGGAAACCCACGUGUGUGCUGCGGAUGUAGAGGAGCUCAGUGAAGAAUAGCAGCUAAAACUGUUAGGGUGGGACUGAAAGGCCUGCCUACAGUUUCCUGGCGCAGACAUAUAUCAUCAGGCCUGUGAGAAACAUGCGAUCUGCAAGAUGCCAGUGAAUCAUCUCCAUGAGUCAGGGUGUGCACCAUCGCCCCGCAUGCAGCUGCCUUCUGGUGUCAGACCACAGCUGCAGGUGGACAAAGGAAAGCUGUAAUUUUAUUUUGUCAGAAUAAAGUAGUUGAAUAAAUGGGAACUAUAAAA
Etheostoma spectabile (orangethroat darter) is the source of this 2677-nucleotide messenger RNA. RefSeq names its product bone morphogenetic protein 7. The coding region runs from base 506 to 1777 and encodes 423 amino acids. The record is from RefSeq and is a predicted model, not a curated record. Gene Ontology annotation, molecular function: cytokine activity; growth factor activity. The transcript has 7 exons. Gene Ontology annotation, cellular component: extracellular region. Gene Ontology annotation, biological process: BMP signaling pathway. Lineage: Eukaryota; Metazoa; Chordata; Actinopteri; Perciformes; Percidae.